AUGUGUCCAAACUCAGACCUGCCCCGAGACUCGCAGACUCAGGUAUCACAGGCUCGGACCCUGGCAGCUGCUGGACCCAGAGACCGAGCCAGACCCUCCAGUCCCGGCAGGACCGACCACAGCCCACAGAUGAACGUAGCGCGACAGGCGUGCGGCGCAGAGCUCUCCCGGAGACAAAGCCGGAUCCAGAACUGUUUACACGUCCUCCGCACCACAGAUUAA
Molecule: messenger RNA, 222 nt
Organism: Knipowitschia caucasica
Lineage: Eukaryota; Metazoa; Chordata; Actinopteri; Gobiiformes; Gobiidae
Source: the annotation of a GenBank genome assembly